AGUCUUCCUCAGAGCUUCGCCUAUGCCAUCGCGGGAGUUCUCCCACCGUCAGCUCUUCCAUCUCCUCCAUCGCCGCUGCAAGAGCCUCCGCCACCUCAAGGCCAUCCAUGCCCAUGCCACCGUCCACGGCCUUACCUCUCUGUAUCCCUCCCCCAUCCUCGCCAAGCUCAUCUACACGCUCACCCUCCUCCUCCCCACCGCCAUCAACCACCGUGCCUCCCUCCCUGCCGCAGCAACCGCCUCUGCCGGAUACGCCCUCUCCCUCUUCCACGCCAUCCCCUUCCCAUCCGCCUUCCCCUACAACCUCCUCAUGCGUGUCCACACCCUUCUCUCCUCCCCUCUCUCCGCUCUCCUCCUCUUCGCCUGCAUGCGCCGCUCCGCGGUGCCCCCCGACUUCCACACCUUUCCCUUCGCCCUCAAGGCAUGCACCCGCCUCCGCCACCCUGCCCUCGCCCGCGCCUUCCAUUGCCAAGCGAUCGUAUUCGGCUUCGCCGACGACCUCUACGUCCGUAACACUUUGAUCAGCACCUAUUCUUCUUGCUACUCGAUAACCGAAGCAAGGACUAUCUUCGACGAGUGCCCCUCGCUUCGUGAUGUCGUUUCCUAUAAUAUUUUGAUGGAUGGAUAUGUGAAGGCCGGCCAAAUUGAGCACGCGCGCAACCUGUUCGACGGAAUGCCCGAAAGGGAUGUAGUCUCGUGGGGUACACUUUUGGCUGGAUACACGCGGAUGGGUGAAUUCGAGGCUGCAGUCAUGCUCUUUGACCGGAUGCUUGAGAUAGGAGAGAAGCCUGAUGAUGUUGCUUUGGUCUCUGUAUUGUCUUGCUGUGCUCAGUUAGGAAAGUUGGAUAUAGGAGAAGCCAUCCACGAGUACAUCAAAAACAACAGGGCUAAACUUAAUGUCUACCUUUCCACGGCCCUGGUCGACAUGUAUGCAAAGUGUGGUUGCGUUGGUGUUGCUUUAGAGAUUUUUGAGUCAACACCGUGGAAAAAUUUGUUCACAUGGAAUGCUAUUAUUGUCGGUCUAGCUAUGCAUGGUGAUGGUAAGAAGUCGCUCGAGUACUUCAAUAGGAUGAGUGAUGUUGGUGUUCAGCCGGAUGGAGUGACCUGCUUAGGCGUAUUGGUGGCUUGUAGCCAUGCAGGACUUGUUGAAAUGGCCCGGAGUUUCUUCAGUGAGAUGGAGAGUGGCUAUGGUGUUGAGCGUGAGCUCAAGCAUUAUGGUUCUAUGACAGAUUUACUUGGUCGAGCUGGGUUGAUCAAGGAAGCCAUGAAAAUGAUCGAAGGGAUGCCAAUGAAGGCCGAUGCAUAUGUUUGGGGAGGUGUCCUGGCAGGUUGUCGGAUACAUGGGAAUAUAGAGAUUGCGGAGAUUGCAGCAAAACAUCUACUGGAAUUGGAUCCAGAUAACAGUGGGAUAUUCUCGAUUAUGGCUGACAUAUAUGCUAAUAAUAGGAGAUGGGAGGAUGUCGGGAGGAUUAGGAAGUUGAUGAGUGAAAAGGGAGUGAAAAUGAAUGUUGCUUGUAGUUCAAUAUAGGUGAAUGAUGUCCAGCCAUGGAGUUAUAUUUGAGCCGGCUGGCUAGAUAAUUGUUGAGACUAGAGAGAACAAGUUAUGACUUAUGGUUAUAUAACUUGGUGGGUAGUCAAGUUAAUUUAUUGCAUGCUGACAAUACACAGAGCAACCAGCAGCAUAUUAUGGGAUGAGUGUAUCUGUUGAAGUUUUAGGGAAGAGUUUGGCAAGUUUUCUAUAAUUCUAUGGGUGCCUUCUAUUAUAGUAACACACCACAAGUUGACAGACGACAGUAAGCUUAGUAAGCAAUACAGUUGGUCGUCGCGAACAAGUAAGCCCUUCAUAACAAGCAUCUUCAUCAAAAAAUUUCUUUUACCAUGGUGAUGCAGUUUUAUGCAUUAAAUAAGCAGCAGUGCUAUUAAAGAGUAAGCUCUAAAUAUUAUGUUACUGAGCAAGUAUGCGUACUUUAUUAACAAAUAUGGUCAGGAAUAUUUUGGGAUUCUUAAUUCGACACACUACUCGUUGUUGUCCUUUUUCCGCAUCUGAACAGCUCAUGCACAGCAGCAACGUAGUAGAACCGAUGAUGCCACAACGUGGACUUGAUAGAUUAAACAAUUCUCUUUUGAAUUGUAAAGACCAUCUCGCGGAUUGAUGCGAAUCCAUCAUUCAGUUUUACUUUCGAGCAGUUCUUCGUCGGGUGCUCAUCGACAGCUAUCUUCUCUCAAAAGGCGCGUGGAACAGGGAGAGGACGAGCCGAAAAAGAAGGGAAGAAGCCCCCGGACGAUGAGCUUUUAAAAGGCUAAAGCAAAAGAAGCGAGUUGGCGCGCGUGCACCGCUGCUCCGCUUCCCUUUGGAUCGACGAUCUUAAAGCAAAAUAAAAUAAAGAAAAAGUAAGCAACUUUGAAGUUUAAACUUGUUGAUUAUUUAUUGGGCGAGCAAGCAACACUGUCACAGUAAGCAAUUUUGCUGCCAUCGACUGUGUCCAAUGCCCUAAAUUAAUCGACUGUCAUGCGAUAUGAUAUUAUAAUUUUAACGAUCUUCUUGAAAAUAGUUAAAUUUUGAGAGCCAUUUUGAUAAAAUCUCUUACAAAACAUAAUUCGAGAUUUAUAGCUGGAAGGAGCGAAAUUUAGUAGGACGACAGACAUAAAGGAGCUAUAUGUAAGAAUUAU
Zingiber officinale is the source of this 2670-nucleotide messenger RNA. RefSeq names its product pentatricopeptide repeat-containing protein At5g61800-like. Gene Ontology annotation, biological process: RNA modification. The transcript has 2 exons. The record is from RefSeq and is a predicted model, not a curated record. Gene Ontology annotation, molecular function: RNA binding; protein binding. NCBI's taxonomy places the organism in Eukaryota, Viridiplantae, Streptophyta, Magnoliopsida, Zingiberales, Zingiberaceae. The coding region runs from base 23 to 1528 and encodes 501 amino acids.